AUGCCUCUCUCAGCAUGUUGCAGACAGUAUGCGCGACGUGCUGCAAAUUCUGAUGGUGACAUGGCCUGGGAGGAAUAGUUUCCUAGAUCACACUGCUAUGUGAAAGCUUCGGCUAGCAUGGUAAUCGACUGGAAUCUACCGUGCACAGUUUGAGUCAGUGUUUCCAGUAGUGUACACGCGCUACAACUAUUAUUGAGAGCGGGUCCAAAAUAAAAAAUACGUACUAUUGACACUGCAAUAGUUUAUAUAAGAUAUCGUGGUAUUAUUUCCAUAUUGCCAAACCUACCCCUUCACAAAACGCGAAUUAACUUGCCGAAAAAUGAUGUCUUCGGCUACUCUAUGGAAACGAUAAAAGACUUCAAGAACUAAGACUAAAAUGUUGAAUUAGCAGAUACGAUCGGCUUGACAGUUCUCCGCGACCCACUCGCACAACAGAUGGAUCCCCAAGCACAGGUCAUUGAGCACGUCCUCCUCAAACUUAUCUUCUUAGUCAUCUCUAACAAGAUGUAUAGUAUUGUCGCAAUCCAUGGCAUUGGUGCCCACCCCGACGAUACCUGGACCAAGAAUGUCGGCACCUUAGACGCGCCAUGCUAUGUUAACUGGCUUACCAAUGAGGAUAUGUUACCACAAGCGGCCCCAAAUGCACGGAUACUUCGAUAUGGGUACGAAUCUGAGUGGUUUGGAGAUAAUGCCAUUUCCCAGAAGACGACAACUGUUGCAAAACGGUUCCUUCUUGCCUUGAAACGUGCAAGAAAGGUAGAUAAGCUGCUUAGCUUGGGAUUGCCAAUCGCUGAUAUACUAUACUAUAGGAGUUCCCCCUCCGUCCAUUGAUAAUUAUCGCUCAUUGUUUUGGCGGGCUAGUCGUCUUAAAGGUUGGUCCUGCAAACCCUCUUCUUGCCUUGAGCUAAGAUUGCUAGACACUCAUCGACGCACAAUAUCAUAAGGACGAGUGGCCGGGUAUAUUUGAUUCUACAACCGGGCUAGUGUUCUUUGGCACACCGUUUAGAGGGUAUGAAGCAGAGUGAAAUGCUUGAAGCCGCACGAAGGGAAUGCGACGAGGAUCAAAUCCAGACAGAAGUGCUAAGGGUACUUGAACCAGGGAACGAGUUCCUUCAAAAUCUCGUUGAUAGUUUCUGCAAGACACGAUCACAAGCAAACAAGGCACGGGUUACUUGUUUCUACGAGCUUAAGACAAGCAAUGUCGGAGAUAUUGUUGGCAAACAAGAACGAAUAGUAUGUGAAGUUGAUAUUUACUAUACUAUUGCUAAUAAUCUCUUAUAGAUUUGUGGUAAAUGAGAGCUCAGGUUGUCUUGACCUCUCGGAAUCAACUCAAAAGUUCUCCCUCUCUCGAUCUCAUUUUGAUAUAAACAAAUUUGGCAAGCCUACAGAAGAAGACUUCUUAACAGUAUUCGAUUUAAUUGAAGAGAUGGUUGAGAUAGCUCCUCAACUAGUUACAGCACGGUCUCAAUGUAAAUAAACCCCUAAUUCCAAUAUAUAGCAAAGAAUGGUAUUUUAAUUAUUUCAAUUUUAGUAGCCAAAGAAAAACACAAGGUUCCUUUUUCUCUCAAAGGCGUCCCGUCAGUAAAUCAAUUUGUUGGACGUGAAAGUGAUAUAAAGCUGCUCGAGGACUCUGUUCUUCCUAGCCCUUCAAGGCCUCGGCGCAAAGUUUACGUGGUUCACGGCUUGGGUGGAAUAGGAAAGACACAACUCGCGAUUGAAUUUGCUAGGAAGCAUCACC
Hymenoscyphus albidus is the source of this 1738-nucleotide messenger RNA. The record is from the annotation of a GenBank genome assembly. NCBI's taxonomy places the organism in Eukaryota, Fungi, Ascomycota, Leotiomycetes, Helotiales, Helotiaceae.